CCAAAGAAACAUAGCCAACUAACACACAUAGACAAGUUUAGCUAUAUUCUUCACUACUCUCCUCCAACUAUACUACUACUUCAUCACUACCGUUUCUCUAGUCGUCUCUCCUAAGUCUCCUUUCUUUUCCUUUCUUUCAAACAUGGCACUGAAAGUAGCUGCUGUGAAUUCAUCGAGGGCUGUGGCUGCGGUGGCGGCACAAGAUGGGGAGGGGGAUUUAAUGGUGGUGAGAGAGUAUGAUGAAGAGAAAGACAAGGUGGCUGUGGAGGAGAUGGAGAGACGUUGUGAAAUUGGGGAAGGAGGAAAGCCUUCGCUUGUGGCUGACCUUUUAGGUGACCCCUUAUGUAGAGUCCGCCACUUCCCAUCUCACAUCAUGCUGGUAGCAGAAUGUGGAGAAAAAAGAGAGAUUGUAGGAGUUAUAAGAGGCUGUGUAAAAACUGUGACAAGAGGGAAUUCAGUUUAUGUAAAGUUAGCUUAUAUUCUGGGAUUAAGGGUCUCUCCUUCAUACAGGAGGCUGGGCAUUGGCCAAAAACUGGUUCAGAAAUUAGAAGAAUGGUGCAAGCAGAAUGGAGCAGAGUAUGUAUACAUGGCCACAGACUGCAGCAAUGAACCAUCCAUCAAUUUGUUCACAAGAAAAUGUGCAUACAUCAAAUUCAGGACCCCGACGAUGCUGGUGCAGCCAGUUCAUGCUCAUUACAAGCCAUUGGGCUCAGGCAUCGCCAUCGUUCGACUCAAUCCGAGGCUAGCUGAGUCGAUUUACCGUCGGGUUUUUGCCAACUCAGAGUUCUUCCCUAAAGACAUAGACAACAUUUUAUGCAACAGGCCAAGUUUGGGUACGUUCAUGGCCUUACCAAGAAAGUGCCUCCCGCAAUGGGAUCCCAAAACAGGGAUUCUCCCACCAAGUUUUGCAAUUACGAGUAUCUGGAGCACCAGGCAGUUGUUCAGGUUGCAGGUGAAAGGAGCUUCGAUGUUGACGUACGCAUGUUGCAUGGCUUCCAGGGUGGUGGACGCCUGGAUGCCAUGGCUGAUGUUGCCCUCCAUUCCUGACGUCUUCAGGAAAUUUUGGGUCUAUUUCUUGUACGGACUGCACAUGGAAGGUAAAAAUGCGUCGCGGCUCAUGAAGUCGCUGUGUGCCUUCGCCCAUAACAUGGGUCGAGAUGAUAAUGGAUGUGGGGCAGUGCUGGCUGAGGUGGGCCAGAGGGACCCUGUCCGAGAGGUGAUCCCACAUUGGAGGAAAUUUUCCUUGUCUGAGGAUUUGUGGUGCAUCAAAAAUCUGGGCGACUCAAAUGAUGGGUCCAAUGACAGAAGUGGGUCGUCCGAUUGGAUGAAAUCACGACCUUCUUCUCCUUUGCUUUUUGUUGACCCACGUGAUAUUUGA
Molecule: messenger RNA, 1378 nt
Organism: Theobroma umbraticum
Lineage: Eukaryota; Viridiplantae; Streptophyta; Magnoliopsida; Malvales; Malvaceae
Product: putative N-acetyltransferase HLS1
Molecular function (GO): acyltransferase activity, transferring groups other than amino-acyl groups
Source: RefSeq, a predicted model, not a curated record